Molecule: messenger RNA, 939 nt
Organism: Aspergillus pseudoviridinutans
Lineage: Eukaryota; Fungi; Ascomycota; Eurotiomycetes; Eurotiales; Aspergillaceae
Exons: 4
Coding region: 1-939 (312 amino acids)
Molecular function (GO): O-methyltransferase activity
Source: RefSeq, a predicted model, not a curated record
AUGACCCGUCAAGGCAUCCAAGCAGAACAUCUCGCCUCUCGCAUCACACAACUCACCCGCCAAUAUAGUGAGAAGACAGAAGAAGGUGUGGAAGCCAGCGAAGAGAUUCGGUCUAUCUCCGCCGCCUGCACAGAGCUCAACGCCUUAAUCAGCACUCCAGAAAGCUGGGUUGAGCGUAUAGCUCUAUCAUACAGUAGCAGUGUGGCAAUUUGCAUCCUCCUCGAUCUGAAUGUUUUCCACCUACUCUCAAAGAACAACGAAUCUGCUUCGCUGGAUACCCUAGCCAGAUUCUCGGGGUGUUCCAGGGCGUUGUUGAGAUGUGCGCUGAAGGAGGUCGUGGCAAAACAUAUCCUUGAUGAGCCCUCUCUUGAGAUAUACAAGCUCAACGACCGGUCAAGGUACCUGCUAAAUGAUAAUAACGCGUGCUGGGUCCAUUACCUAGUAGAUAUUGGCCUUCAAGCGGCAGCAUCCCUUCCUGAAUAUGUCCGUGAUAACCGCGGAAAGAUACCAGAGGAUCGGCACAGAAAUGCGUUCCAGAUGACAUUCAACACUGAUCAACCCUUCUAUCAAUAUCUUCGCUAUGCUGAUCCUCUUCGUGGCGAACGCUUCGAUAAAGGCCUUCAGCGCCACGCGGAGGGAGCCGCGCAGACUUCUAUCGAGGACGUCUUCAAUUUCACCCACUUGAAGCCUGGAGCUGUUGUUGUCGAUGUCGGUGGAGGACGAGGACAGCAUUCCAUCCGGAUUGCUCGACAGCACCCGCAGCUAUCAUUUAUUAUUCAAGAUUAUGAAAAUGCCUUCCCGAGCAAGGAAGAUAUUAAUGAUGAGAGCGUGUUUAGUCGGCUUCAGUGGCAGCAGUACGACUACUUCACCGAGCAGCCCGUUAAAGGGGCGCAUGUUUACUUGCUGAGUAAUAUUCUGAUGGACAAUGCAGAAGGGUAA